GGUGAUUCUCGUUAUCGGCGGACGGGUACAUCCAACGAAAACGAAGAAAAAAAUGUGUGAACAGUGUGAAACAGCUGACAUAUGUGUAGUAUGUGUGGACGUAUAAUUUUUUAUCGCUGUCAUCGUGUUUCUGGAUUUCAUCAAAAUUCUAGAGUGAAUUACGAAUAAAAUAGUUGAAUAAAACGACGAGAUAAAAUGUCAGGCUACUCGGGACAAGAGAAUUAUUGGACCCAACCACCUCAGGGACAGUAUAACUUCGAAACGUUGGGUUUUGGUCAACCUAACCCACAAUUCGAAUUCCAAACGUACCCCGAAGAACAAGCCGGGGAAUAUUCACCUUAUACACAAAAAUCCUUCUUAGAUCCAACGCAAAAUGCAUACAGCGGUGAAAUGAUGUACCCUGGCGACGAUUUUAAAGCGACGUCCGGUUUUGGAGAAGAAGAUGAGCCGCCACUAUUGGAAGAAUUGGGCAUUGAUCCAGAUAGAAUAAUACAGAAGACUCUUGCAGUCAUGAAUCCAUUCCACAGAAGAGGACAAAUGGAUGAUGCUAAUUAUCUUACACAAGAUUCUGACUUGGCCGGUCCUGUGGCUUUCUGUCUUGCAUUGGCUGGGUUCUUACUACUCGCAGGAUCAAAAGCUCAUUUUGGAUACGUUUACGGACUCGCUGUGACUUCCUGCCUCUUAAUGUAUAUUCUACAGUCACUGAUGAGCAGUACAGGAAAUAUAACACUUGCCUCAGUUGCAUCAGUCCUCGGCUACUGUCUUUUGCCUGUCGUCGCUUUAGCUGGCCUGAGCAUAUUCACAACUCUUCGUGGACCUUUCGGAUUGAUUCUUGCCGCACUCGCUGUCACUUGGGCUACUCUGUCUGCGUCCAGACUCUUUUGCGCAAUGUCUGGAGAAGAAAAACAGCGGCUUCUCAUUGCUUAUCCCUGCGUUUUGCUCUAUGGAGUUUUCACACUCAUUGUCAUAUUCUGAUUUAUAUAAAGGAGAAGUGUUAAAUUUCAACAAAUCACUUAUUAUAAUUGUACAUCCCGUGAUUCGUUUACAAUUGUUCGACCCACAUUAUUAAUAUGAACUUGUAUUUAUGUUCAUAUUCGCUUACUAUUUCUCUACGUCAUCAUGCCUACUCCGAGUUCAACAACAAUGUUAUUUAAACUAUUUGUAAUCGUUUGUAAAUAAAAAAAAAACGCCUUGAAUUGA
Venturia canescens is the source of this 1200-nucleotide messenger RNA. RefSeq names its product Yip1 domain-containing 1 (gene Yip1d1). Gene Ontology annotation, biological process: endoplasmic reticulum to Golgi vesicle-mediated transport; vesicle fusion with Golgi apparatus. Bases 196 to 975 code for a protein of 259 amino acids. The record is from RefSeq and is a predicted model, not a curated record. The transcript is spliced from 2 exons. Gene Ontology annotation, cellular component: trans-Golgi network. NCBI's taxonomy places the organism in Eukaryota, Metazoa, Arthropoda, Insecta, Hymenoptera, Ichneumonidae.